Molecule: messenger RNA, 783 nt
Organism: Theileria orientalis strain Shintoku
Lineage: Eukaryota; Apicomplexa; Aconoidasida; Piroplasmida; Theileriidae
Exons: 5
Coding region: 1-783 (260 amino acids)
Biological process (GO): regulation of transcription by RNA polymerase II
Cellular component (GO): nucleus
Source: RefSeq, a predicted model, not a curated record
AUGAAUGGGUUCUCAUGUGAUCAAUGUGGCUCCGUUUUCACGAACGCGAGCAAUAUGCGUCGGCACAAACGGUUUUUCCACUCAAACAGGAAAAAUUUUAAGUGCGAACUCUGCAAUGUCACGUUCACGCGCUCCGACCACCUUAAGCGUCACUACCGGAGCCACAACCGUGUCGUCCACUUUCUCUACUGUGACGUGAACGGGUGCAAGAAGCGCUUCACUCGUCCCGAUAAGCUCGAUUCUCAUCGAAAACUCCACAUGAAAAAGCUGGAGGAAGGUAACCUUUUCGACCUGACAUUCCCUUCAGAUGCCAUAAGUGUUAAGGGGCUUUCCGUCGCCAAGAUGGUUGAAAACGAUUCAACUGUGUUGGUGUGUCCGUACGACGACUGCCGCAAAAAAUACGGCUCUUAUUCUGGGAUCGUCAAGCACAUCAAUUCCCACUUAGAUCCCCCGAAGAAGGAGGUUGUUAAAAUUGCGACUGUUGUUUCCUGUGAUGGGUGUUCGAAGGUAUUAUCGUUCUCUUCUCACUCCCUGUUCAGACGUUCAAGACCGAAAAGGGACUUGAGCAACACACAAAGCGUAUCAGACGCUUCCAAGGUCUACUUCGUCUGCCCUCAGGACGGCUGCAGGAAGAUUUACACUACGAGGAGUAACUUAAAUAUGCACAUAGCCAGGAACCACGGCGAGAAGAUUAGUUUUAAAUGCGAUGCUUGUGGCUCCUCCUUUAAGUGGAAGAAGAGUUUAAAUCUCCACAAGUGUAAGGCUCUUGAUCAUUCGUUAUAG